ACGGGAACAGAAUAUAUAAAUUGGCUUUUCAGAAUCCCCAAUACGAUCCCGAACGCUCUGUGGAGACUGGAGAAAGAUCAAGAGUUGAAGCACAACCAUCAAUAUCGGGUCUUGUGAACCAGCAAUUAUGGAUGCUGCUAAGCAAGAAUUUCUGAAGGAGUUUGGUGAACAUUACGGCUACCCAAACACUCCCAAAACCAUUGAUCAAAUUCGAGCUACUGAAUUCAACAGAUUACGAGAUCUUGUGUACUUGGAUCAUGCUGGUGCUACUUUAUACUCUGAGCUGCAAAUGGAAUCAAUUUUUGGUGAUCUCACGAGUAAAGUAUAUGGAAAUCCUCAUAGCCAAAGUGAUUCCAGCUCUGCGACUCUUGAGAUUGUGAAGGAUGCUCGCCAACAGGUCCUCGAUUAUUGCAAUGCAUCUCCAAAAGACUAUAAAUGUAUAUUUACCUUUGGGGCAACAGCAGCACUGAAGUUAGUUGGAGAGGCUUUUCCAUGGAGUUGUGACAGCACUUUUAUGUAUACGAUGGAGAAUCAUAAUAGUGUUCUUGGUAUAAGAGAAUACGCUCUUGGUCAAGGGGCUGCAUCCAUAGCUGUAGACAUUAAAGAAAAUGAAGCUCCUGGAGUAUCUGGAGAAAACAUUGCUAUGAAGAUAUCACCACACCAAGUACAAAGGAGAAAAGUAGCUGGGUUGCUGGAGGGAAAGCCAGAUGGUCAUGUGUAUAAUUUGUUUGCUUUUCCCUCUGAGUGCAACUUCUCAGGGUUGAGAUUUGACCUUGACUUGGUCAAGAUUAUCAAGGAGCACUCGAGCAGGGAUUUAGGGAUUUCUUCAGUUUGCAAAAAUGGACAAUGGAUGGUCUUGAUUGAUGCUGCAAAAGGAUGUGCCACCAUGCCACCUGAUUUAUCCAAAUAUCCUGCAGAUUUUGUCACAAUCUCAUUCUACAAGCUCUUUGGCUAUCCAACUGGGCUUGGAGCUCUUAUUGUUCGAAAUGACGCUGCCAAGUUGCUGAAGAAGACUUAUUUUAGUGGAGGAACUGUUGCUGCUUCAAUUGCUGAUAUUGAUUUCAUUAAAAGAAGGGAAGGUAUUGAGGAGUUGUUUGAGGAUGGUACAGUUUCAUUCCUGAGUAUAGCAUCUGUCCGCCAUGGCUUCAAAAUCCUGAGAUCUCUAACUGCAUCUGCAAUAUCACGACAUACAAAAUCUCUUGCCUUAUAUACAAGAAAAAUGCUUUUGGCUUUGAGACAUUGCAAUGGAUCUAAUGUGUGCAUAAUCUAUGGACAUCAAAGUUCAAUGGAACUGUGUUAUGAAAUGGGUCCUAUUGUUUCAUUCAACUUAAAAAGGGCAGAUGGUUCUUGGUAUGGAUACCGUGAAGUGGAAAAGCUGGCAUGACUCUUUUUUUUGUACUUUACAACAGGAUGCUUCUGUAAUCCAGGUGCAUGUGCAAAAUACCUUGGCUUGUCUCAUUUGGAUCUUUUAUCAAAUACGGAGGCUGGCCAUGUUUGCUGGGAUGAUCAUGAUGUAAUCAAUGGAAAACCUACUGGAGCCGUAAGAGUAUCCUUUGGCUACAUGUCAACUUAUGAGGAGGCUAAGAAAUUUAUUGAUUUUGUAGCAAGUUCCUUCGUGUCAUCUCAAAAUGACAUUUGUCAUGGGAAUCAAUUGGAAGGUCUGUCCCCGCUUCCAAGAUAAAUUCUAUCAUAUUUCCAACAUAUAUUUUUUACGGAUUUACUGUCACCUGCAGGCAUUGAGAAGGGUUCCCCGGAUACUGGUUAUCAUCUUAAAUCAAUUACAAUAUACCCCAUAAAAUCUUGUGGAGGGUUCUGUUCAAGAAGCUGGCCUCUUAGCAAAAAUGGACUAAAACAUGAUCGCGAAUGGAUUCUUAUGAGUCUAAAUGGUGAAAUUCUUACACAAAAAAAGGUUCCUGAAAUGUGCUUUAUAAGCACCUUUAUUGACCUCAGUCAGGGAAUACUAUUUGUAGAGUCUCCACAUUGCAAAGAAAGAUUGCAGAUCAAGCUUGAGUCAGGGGUGAAUCAUGGUGCUAUGGAAGAACUUGAACUAUAUGGUCAAAGGUACAAGGUAUAUAAUUACAGCAAAGAAACCAAUGUAUGGUUUAGCGAAGCCAUUGGUAAACCCUGCACUUUGUUUCGGUAUUCUAGUACCGAGCAUGAUUUUAUGUUGAACAAGACCAAAGGUGUAGCAACCUGUAGAGAUACUAAGAGCACGCUAAAUUUUCCCAAUGAAGCACAGUUCUUACUUGUAUCUGAGGAAAGUGUGUCUGACCUAAAUAGACGACUAUGUUCAGAUGUACAGAAGGACAUAUGUGUUACGGCAAUGCAAGUCGAUGCAAGUAGGUUUCGCCCAAACCUUGUCGUAUCCGGAGGCAGACCUUACGGUGAAGAUGGAUGGAGAACCAUUAGAAUUGGAAAUACGUAUUUCAGAUCGCUGGGGGGAUGCAAUCGAUGCCAGAUGAUCAACUUUUCACAAAAUGCUGGAAAAGUGCAAAAGUCAAAUGAACCAUUGGCAACUUUAGCAUCAUACAGGAGAGUAAAGGGAAAGAUUUUGUUUGGCAUACUACUCAAGUAUGAAUCUAGUGAUGAAGAGCAGCAGCAUGAUUAUUCCUGGCUUCAUAUUGGGCAGCAUGUUCAUCCAGAGUCUAUUUAAUUUAGCAAUUAGCGCAUAGGUGUAAUGACCUAAUUUUCAGUACAUCAUGACCUAUGCUAUUCGUUAGGCGCUACCAUUUAGUUGACUUAUGGGACUCUAGACUCUGUAUUACUUAUAUAGAUAUGAGUCAGUUGGUAAUAUCGUAAGUUAGUCCAGUUUCAUCAUUUUUGUAAUUGAGAUUUAAACAAAAAAAAAAUGAUACAUCCAUACAAAAGCAUAUAAAGAGAAAGUAGAUAUCAUAUAUGGGUGCCCGGCCCUCGAGGGCUCAGUUUUAUACAUCAACAAAAAAUCACAAGUCAUAGUGAGCACAUCUGACCCAAUUACAUACUGUUCAGGAGUUCAUAAUAUACUUAUAUACAUAUAUAUUACACGACACCUCAGGAUUUGGCCCACACAGGAGUCCCUAAUUUGAAAUGGAAGUCACGAUUUUCUGACGAGUUUUUCAGAGGAGGAGGAUCCGUCUGAGGAGAUACCAGCGUGGGAGGAUCAGAUGGCAGUAGAUUUAGCUUCUAGCUCAUCUGAAGAGUGUGGCUGGAGGAGGUGGAGAGCUGGGGCAGUUGCCCAACGGCCCUCUGUGAUAUAUCUGCAUGCAGGGAUUUCUUUUGAGGACACCUAGUGAUGAUCUUGCUAGUUAUUUUCCCCUCUCUUUUGAUAGUAUUUGCUGAGUGGUAGGACAUUUACUGUUUAUAAGCUAGCCUGGUUCCAGAUUAGGAACUCGUGCAUGAGCCAAGUCUUGUAGUGUCAUGUGUAAUAUAUGUAUAUAAUAUCUUCUGUAUUAACUUCCGAACAAUCUGUAAUUGGGUCAGAUGUAUUCACUAUGACUUGUGACUUUAUGUUGAUGUAUAAAAUUGAGCCCCCCGAGGCACUCAUAUAGUUUAUCUAUUUUCUCUCUCUGUUUUUUU
Molecule: messenger RNA, 3555 nt
Organism: Arachis duranensis
Lineage: Eukaryota; Viridiplantae; Streptophyta; Magnoliopsida; Fabales; Fabaceae
Product: molybdenum cofactor sulfurase
Exons: 21
Biological process (GO): Mo-molybdopterin cofactor biosynthetic process
Molecular function (GO): pyridoxal phosphate binding; molybdenum ion binding; molybdenum cofactor sulfurtransferase activity
Source: RefSeq, a predicted model, not a curated record